Messenger RNA from Clonostachys rhizophaga, 1668 nucleotides. The record is from the annotation of a GenBank genome assembly. NCBI's taxonomy places the organism in Eukaryota, Fungi, Ascomycota, Sordariomycetes, Hypocreales, Bionectriaceae.
AUGCGCUCGACUCGUGUCUCGCUGCCAUUACGGCUUCCGCGGAUGGGAUACGCAUCAAGACGCUACUCCGUGCGCGUCCUCGGAGACUCGGCUGCCAAACCUGCAGUGCAGAAUGUUGCUGAUCUCAAAGCAUGGCCCUUGGAAUCUGGCCAGGAUUGCCCGGUGGAGAUCAAUGGAUGGGUACGAAACAUCCGGAAGGCUUCCGCCGUCCGUUUCGUAGAGGUUUCCGAUGGCUCGAGCUAUUCCACGGUGCAGGCUGUCGUGAGUAAGGAGAUGGCUGAAGAAAUCCGACUUGGAGCUGCAGUCCGUCUAAAGGGGUUAUGGAAGCUUCAGAGUCCGCCUCAAGUCUUCUCCCCUCCUCCCGGAGAGCCCGCUCCUACUCCAGAUGAGAAGCCGCCCAGGCUACCACAGAUUAAAUUCAUUGACCCAACCCCUGAUGCUCGUGAAGAGCGGCCCAAAAUCACCGUCCCCGUUGGGGAGCUUCAAGUCGAUGAGGUCCAAAUUCUAGGAGCUUCGGACCCCGAUACAUAUCCCAUCCAAAGGAAGUACACAUCGCCAGAGACGCUACGCAACUGGCCGCAUUUGCGGAUGCGCACAAAUCUCAAUUCAACUCUGCUUCGGCUACGGUCAGAUACCAUUGGGUCUUUGAGUAAGAUUUUCAACCGAGAAAACUUUAUACAAACACACCCUCCUAUCAUCACCUCAGCCGACUGCGAAGGGGCAGGGGAAGCCUUCAAAGUCAUCGGGGGUACUCGAGAGAGCCCCUUUUUCGACAGUCCCAAGUUCUUGACUGUAUCGUCCCAGCUCCAUCUAGAAGCGAUGGCACAGGCUGCUGGCAAUGUGUGGACCUUGUCCCCUUCCUUCCGAGCUGAAAGGAGUGACACAAACAGGCAUCUGAGCGAGUUUUAUAUGCUCGAAGCCGAGAUGAGCUUUGUCGAUGACAUGGGUGAAGUUAUGGAUCUGGUACAGAGGAUGACAAGAUCUCUCGUUCAGGACCUGGCCCAGCAGAGUUCAUGGAAGGAGCUUGAGCAUGCCAGGAGGCAUCCUCGGGGACCCGCCGAAACUCGCACCUUGGAAGACUUGGAUGAUAUCGCCGUGCUAGAACGUCGGUGGAAUGGCAUGCUCGUCCCUGAAAAAUGGCCACGGAUUACAUACUCUGAGGCGAUAAACAUCCUCGAGGAGCACAUUGAAAAGUUUGAGCGGCCACCUGUAUGGGGACAAGGCCUCGGGUCGGAGCAUGAGAAGUUCCUGGCUGAACUAAUCGGCUACGACAAGGAACGAAACGCAUACGUCCCUGUGUUUGUCACUCAUUACCCGCGGGACAUCAAGGCUUUCUACAUGCGGGAGUCGGCAGCCGAGCACCAUAUCAAGGGCCAGAUCGUCGUCGACUGCUUCGAUCUGAUCGCUCCGGAUAUUGGAGAGCUUGCCGGCGGCUCGAUGCGUGAACAUCUUCUCCACAAGAUCAUCACCAAUCUCAGGCACUUCUCGCUUGAGGCGUCUGCGAACGAUCCGCGGCUCAAGUGGUACGUCGACCUACGAAGAUGGGGAUGUCCUCCACAUGGUGGUUUCGGCAUUGGGUUCGACCGGCUGCUGAGCUACCUGAUUGGAGUUCGCAGCAUCCGCGACCUGGUGGCAUUCCCUCGCCUCUACGGGCGGACUGAUUGUUGA